Phaethon lepturus (White-tailed tropicbird) is the source of this 641-nucleotide messenger RNA. Its product is annotated as alpha-2-macroglobulin-like. Gene Ontology annotation, cellular component: extracellular region. The record is from RefSeq and is a predicted model, not a curated record. The annotation marks the transcript as partial. NCBI's taxonomy places the organism in Eukaryota, Metazoa, Chordata, Aves, Phaethontiformes, Phaethontidae. The transcript has 4 exons.
AUGGGUCUGUUCAUUGGCAGCGGCCUGGGAAAGAGCCAGAGGCUGAUCUCCCGUACCAUCGCUACCGAGCUCCCUCUGCUGAAGUGGAGAUGACAGCCUACGUGCUCCUUGCGCACCUGACCACGCAGCCGGCACCUUCACAGGAGGAGCUGUCAUUUGCAUCUCUCAUUGCAAAGUGGAUCAUUGGUCAGCAGAAUCCCAGUGGAGGCUUCUCCUCCACCCAGGACACAGUGGUGGCUCUCCAAGCCCUGUCUCGGUACGGAGCUGUAACCUACGCCAAGAGCGGAGCAGCUUCCAAAGUGACCCUGCGAUCUGGAGGGGACUUCCAGCAAGACUUCCAAGUGGAUCCCACAAACCGGCUGCUGCUGCAGCGCGUGGCCCUGCCCCAGGUGCCAGGGGAGUACAGCACGGAGGUGUCUGGCGAAGGAUGCGUCUACCUGCAGACAAGCCUGCGGUACAAUGUGCAGCCCACGCAGGAGGAUGCACCCUUCAUGCUCCAUGUGUACACGAUCCCAGAGACAUGUGUGGACUCCAAGGCUCACAAGGUCUUUGACAUAGGCAUAAAUGUCAGUUACACUGGGGAGCGCAACAGCUCCAACAUGGUGAUUGUUGAUGUGAAGAUGCUGUCGGGAUUCAUCCCU